Molecule: messenger RNA, 936 nt
Organism: Penicillium canescens
Lineage: Eukaryota; Fungi; Ascomycota; Eurotiomycetes; Eurotiales; Aspergillaceae
Exons: 3
Coding region: 1-936 (311 amino acids)
Source: RefSeq, a predicted model, not a curated record
AUGGACGUGUACCCAAAGCUUAGCUGGCCCGUCGUACAGCGCUUGGAAGUCCUAGCUAAAAUCCUAGAAUGGCUUGGCAAAGAAGAUGAGACGGAUGAAUAUCAGCAGGUGGACAAUGUGAAAGCCAUUAUAAGGGCAUACAAAGACAAAACCCUUGAUUGGAAUCCAGACCUUGUUACAUACUGGUCCAAGGGCGCACAGCUUUGCCAACCGAGGCCGUUCAAAAUGGAUGAAUUCAUGCACAUCAACGUCAAACACAAGGGUCAUACUGGAUUUUGGGUGGAAGGAUUUAAUCAUGUUCCGGAACCUGAGAUGCUCCAUGUGUCCGCCACGCCUGGUAGGCUCGGCAAGCUGAUUGAUUUUACCGUUCGAUUUCCUUCGGAAGGUGCCUGGAUGAACCAACAGGAGCUCGAGCUGGACUUUGUAGAUGAUACCGGAGCCGGCACAAUGACAAUAUACGGUGCAGAUGUGAGACUUCUCCAAGACAUGCAUGCUAAUAGCAUCAUACCCGUCUCAUUGCCACCGGUCCUUGGAGUGGUUGUCAGCGUUAUGGCGGACGCCACUCAGUCCUUCGGCCUCUCAAGGAUGCUCGAGGUCAAUAUACGGGAUCCAAAUACGAAUAACAUGUUAGUGGACCAAUGGACGGCUGUGCCGUGCAUAGUACGCGGCGAAUUGGGACGCUACUCUGCGAGACUGAGUGGCCCGUGGAUGCGACGGAGGUUGUAUACAUACACGGCCCCUGAUAAUUCUCACCGUCUAUGGAUACACCAAGGUCGCCCCUUGGUUCGUGAUAUGCCUAGGGCAACGGUGGCCCAGAGAACGAUCCCUAUGCCUUUCAAUCCAGCAAGUUACGCACCUCUGGCUGACCAUCCUCAUCUGAAUGACAUUUACCCAGAUGGUAUCCCGCCACCGCCGCCAGCAAGUCCAGCACCUUAG